Molecule: messenger RNA, 625 nt
Organism: Pteropus alecto (black flying fox)
Lineage: Eukaryota; Metazoa; Chordata; Mammalia; Chiroptera; Pteropodidae
Product: DNA dC->dU-editing enzyme APOBEC-3C-like
Biological process (GO): defense response to virus; DNA cytosine deamination; negative regulation of single stranded viral RNA replication via double stranded DNA intermediate
Cellular component (GO): P-body; cytoplasm; nucleus
Molecular function (GO): cytidine deaminase activity; RNA binding; zinc ion binding
Source: RefSeq, a predicted model, not a curated record
UUCUGUGGGACGGAGCCCUACCACGCAGAACUCUGCUUCCUGAAUUGGUUCCGUGCCGAGAAGCUGUCUCCUUAUGAACAUUACGAUGUCACCUGGUUCCUAUCCUGGAGCCCCUGCUCCACCUGUGCAGAGGAGAUAGCCAUUUUCCUGAGCAAUCACAAGAACGUCAGGCUGAGCAUCUUUGUCUCCCGAAUCUACUACUUCUGGAAACCAGCGUUCCGGCAGGGACUUCAGGAGCUGGACCACUUAGGGGUCCAGCUGGACGCCAUGUCCUUUGACGAAUUUAAAUACUGUUGGGAAAACUUCGUGGACAACCAGGGAAUGCCCUUCAGAUGUUGGAAGAAAGUGCAUCGAAAUUAUAAGUUUGUGUUAAGAAAGCUUAACGAAAUCCUCAGGAGGAGAUAGCCACAGGGUCUGAAUUAGCGUGGCCGGUUGAUACGAAGAGCGUGUUCUCUUAGGCUGAAGAAACACAGACUUCUCCCUCCGUUCUCGGAAACUCCCCCUCCCCGACUCCCUAGCUGCAUGAAAACUCCCCGCUUCCGCUGUUUGGGAGAGACGGAUUUGACAGAUCUCGCUCUUCGGUCCCUUCGCUUUGGCCAAGUAGAAUAAAACUCUUCUGCAAGCA